AUGAUCUACCCAAAGGAAGGUGUUUUCUUUAAACAUGGCCGUGAGAUCAUAUCUGCGCCUAACUUUGUGACAUCGGUGUGUCACAUGAGUCCGUACACACCGCACAAGUUGCGUAAGGACUUUUGGGAGAAGCUAGAAGCGGAGCGUCCUGUCUUCGAGAGGUUAGCUACGGCGGCAGUCAAACGCGAGGAUGAGGUUGUCUCCUGUAUGGUGCUGGAGGACAGAUUGGUUGAAGCCACAGUGGAUGCUGUGACCCAUCCGAGUGGUAAGAGGGUUAGGUGUGGGCUCCCAGCAAAAGCUGGGGUAGAGACUACACCUAUCUCUGGCGGCGGCAGUAAACGUGAGGAUGAGGUUGUAUCCUGUAUGGUACAAGAAGACACAGUGGGUGCUGUGACUCAUCCGAGUGGUAAGGUUAGGUGUGGGCUCCCUGCAGAGGAAGCAGGGGUGGAGACCACACCCAUCUCUGCGGUAGGCACGUUUUCCACGCAGUCCUGGCAGGAUUCCAGCGGGGUGCUAGAGCAGUCUGUACGAAAGGCGGAAGCUCAGCUGGAUGAGUGUGACGAGUCUCAGGCUGGGGGGUCUGUAAGAGCUAUGUACACUUGCUGCCAGAGUGCGAAGUCUCCGAAGCUCACUAGGAAACUGAGAGACUCGGCCAAGAUUGUCGACAUACUGCCUGUUCAGGACGACAUGGAUCUGGAUGAACCAGAGGUUCAGAAACCCCUUAGUGCUGAAGAACGUGUCAAGAGGAAGGCAGACCCAGUGGAUGAGCCUGAGGAAUAUGUGAAACGAACACGGCUUCAAUUGAUGAAACGGUCGGUCUUCGGGGUGAAAGUGGGGCGGGGUACAAUCGUGGAAUGGAUUGUACGUUACACCCACGAGCUGUUUGCGCACGCAAGUGCCAAGCGGUUGGACCAGCCUGUACGCACGUUGUAG
Sphaeroforma arctica JP610 is the source of this 933-nucleotide messenger RNA. RefSeq lists its product as hypothetical. The coding region runs from base 1 to 933 and encodes 310 amino acids. The transcript has a single exon. The record is from RefSeq and is a predicted model, not a curated record. NCBI's taxonomy places the organism in Eukaryota, Ichthyosporea, Ichthyophonida.